Drosophila serrata is the source of this 1213-nucleotide messenger RNA. It is a transcript of the gene Rai1, whose product is annotated as Rat1 Interacting Protein 1. NCBI's taxonomy places the organism in Eukaryota, Metazoa, Arthropoda, Insecta, Diptera, Drosophilidae. Gene Ontology annotation, cellular component: cytosol; nucleus. The record is from RefSeq and is a predicted model, not a curated record. Gene Ontology annotation, biological process: NAD-cap decapping; nuclear-transcribed mRNA catabolic process. Gene Ontology annotation, molecular function: mRNA 5'-diphosphatase activity.
CCCACCUCUAGAUCUAAAUGAAAUUCCAUCAAAUUGUUUUUGCAGGUGAAGAAAAGCAAGAAUGGCGAGCGAUGUGGGCUCUAUACGCUUGCCAUGGCAUCAGCACAGAUUCGGGGAACAGUUCUGUCAACCAUUCCCCAACAUGAGCCGGCCGAAGUGCAUUGGAUGUUGCAGCAUUACCGGCAAUCGGGACUAUGCCGACGAUGCCAGGAACAGCAGCUAUUUGUUCGGACCACCGUUCCCGGAUCUGCCGCUGGACCUUAAUGCCGGCAUCGCCGAUGUCAUACGCAAGCAGGCGGGCCAUGAACAGAAGGAUUUGGAGUUUGUGCUCCGUUACAUAGAGCACCACAAGGCAGAGCUACUCCGACCAAGGAAAUCGCAGCCAGAGACACUGGGUCUACGCACUCACUUCGUCACGCUGCGCGGCAUUCUCCGGCAGAUAAUGUGCAUGCAGUACGGACGGAACUGUGAGUUCCGCAUCAAUGCAACACUCCUGAACGGCACCAUAUACAUGGCCAAGGAGGAGACAGAAACUCAAAAAGUACGGAAUGAGAAAAUGACUGCGAAAGAUUGGGACAUGUGCUCCUGGGGCUUCAAAUUCGAGCAGUACUUGACCUGUGAUCAUCCGCAGUCUAAGCCAGUGACCGAUGUGCCGGUCAACGAGUGUGAAGAGUUCAUGGCCAUGUUCAGCAGCCAGUUGAGCGGAAUCGACUUGCUAUACGGGGCCGAAAUGGACUGUGUCGCCAGCCAAGUUCCAGUUGACUUUAAGGAUCCCAACGUUCUGGACUCCCUCAAGUUUGUGGAGCUGAAGACCAGCGCCAUCGACAAAACUGGUGGUCAAAAACGCUCCUUCGACAACUUCAAAUCGGCAAAUUGGUGGAGCCAAUCGUUCCUCGUGAACAUUGAAACUAUUUUCGCCGGCUUGCGGGAUCACAGGGGAAUGGUGCAUGACAUCCAGGAGUAUAAUGUAAGCCAGUUAGCACGCAACAAGCCGUGGAGUCCAUCGGCAAUGACCUUGUUUCUGGUGCAGUUCCUCAACCAGCUGAUGGGUCUACUGCAGGCAAUCAAUGAUCCACAUGCCGUGAUUCAGGUGGAUUUUAAUACAAACUUUAAGGUUGCAAGCUACAAAGUAUUGAGAGGCGAGAAGGAUCAGAUUCUGCCCGACUGGUAUCGCGAUAUCCUCAAGGCGGGAUAAUAAAUCUUGACAAAACGA